Molecule: messenger RNA, 3941 nt
Organism: Dama dama (fallow deer)
Lineage: Eukaryota; Metazoa; Chordata; Mammalia; Artiodactyla; Cervidae
Gene: SLC25A29
Product: solute carrier family 25 member 29
Exons: 2
Coding region: 1660-2667 (335 amino acids)
Biological process (GO): mitochondrial L-ornithine transmembrane transport
Cellular component (GO): mitochondrion
Molecular function (GO): high-affinity L-arginine transmembrane transporter activity
Source: RefSeq, a predicted model, not a curated record
UGCCCAAACCAGACCCCGGGCCUGGACCCCGCCCCACCACCCCGCACCCACCAGACUGCCCUCCUAGACUGGCAGGGGCAGGGAGGGUAUGAGAUGAGCUUGCACCCAAGCACAGGUCCCGGGGUGGGGGCCCUGGGGGCUGGUUGAGAAACAGUAGCCCCGUCUUGAUCAGGGGUUCUUUAUGCAGGGUCUCCCAGCCCUGGGGGGGGAAGCUGGGAACCUCCUGGGGUUGAUGUAUAAAUGACUUACUUUUCCAGGGGUGGGUCCGUCAAUCCUCCAAUGAGAUCCUACUACCCCCAAGUGUUAAAAACCUCAACUCUAGAUUCUAUAAGACUCAGGCCACAUUUUACCCCAGACCUGGUUCCCCCAAGCCUCCCAGAUGUGAGUGCCCAUCCCAGCCCCGGGGGUCAGACACAAAGGGGAGAUCCCCUGCAGCGUCUUGUGGGACCCGAGCUGGCCCGAGCCUGGGCGUGAAACCAAGUCCAGCCUGCCAGGAUGGCACCGGGGUGUCCGUAAGUCUGACCCACGGAGGGCAGGGCACAGCUCCGUUUCACAUCAUCUCUGCUGACACGGCCUCCUUGGUGCCGGUGUCAGGGGCCACAGGAGGAAAAGCCAGUCCUCCAGAGACCCCCGGACGUCGAAGGGAAAGUGGGAAGCCUCCCAUCACAGAAGCAACCUGAGGCAGAGCUCAUGGUGUUAAGAUGCCCUCAGAGUUCUUGAGUGGUUGUGCUCUUCUCCGAGCUGGCAGCCAGGGUGGGGAGGGUUGCUGGGGUGGUCAGCGGCCUCUCAGAGCAGUGGUCGCCAGCGUUGAGGUCCCCGUGUGCAGGCAUGAGAUUUCUUUUUUGCUUACAACACAUUUUUGUCUGUAAGUGCAUUCGCCAGCACCCUCAACACCACUCUGGCCACGACCAACACAGCCACUCAUGUCCCUGGAGAGGACAGCCUUGACCGAGUUGCAGGAUCUUUCUGAGCCUCGGUUUUCCCAUCUUUGAAACAGGAGUGACCCUGACCCCACUUCAGCCAGUGAUCACGACGGAGCCCCUCUCCACUGCCCGGCACAGAGAGGCGCUCACGCCAUGGCCAGGGCUGUAGUGGGGAUCGCGUCUGAGUCAGAGCUGAGCCCAGGGCCGAACCUAGCUUACCCACCUCCCCCAGACACAGGAAGAAAAGAUGCUCCUGCUCUGACCCUGGGGGAUGAGUGUUAAGGACUGAGAUAAGCUCUCUGUGGACAAAGAGUGCUUUCUUUGGCUCUGGCCUGCUGGGCUCCGAGGGCCCUCGAGCCCUGGAGCUGCUGACUUGGUCCCAAGGAGGCGACCAGUGGCUCUCCGCUCACCGCUUUACUAACUCAUGACCACUGCCCUCCUCAGGGGCCACCGGCAGAAACCAAGCAGAAGGCCCGAAAGGCCCAAGGCUCCUCACUGAACACCCAUGGGCAUUCCCAGCCCCGAUGUGGAGAGCGCGUGGUGGGGUGUUAAGACUGGACACCCCUUGGGCAUCGGCCAGGACUUGCUUCCGGGAUGGUGGGAGGUCUCGGGAGAUGCCUUAGGCCCCACUGUCAGUACCUCGUGCGGAGAUAGUGAACAGGGGUCUUGGGGACCCCCACCCCUCUGCAGCUGGCUGUCUCCGUGACUGUUUGUCCACAGACAGCCCUCCCUAAAAAUGGCACAGAUAUCCAGCCCCCUCCCUGGGAUUCCAAAAGCCACAGAAAGCUCCUUGGCUCCCUGCCUCAUGGGUCCAAACUCAGGCCUCCUGGAGAGAGUCUCCCCGGGGGUCCUGCGUGCUGGCCCCAGAGAGCUGGGCACUCUGACUCCACGCGGCCACUUGACUUACACUGGGUCCUCCUUCCAGGUGCGGCUUCAGGUCCAGAGUGUGGAGAAGCCCCAAUACCGAGGGACCUUGCACUGCUUCCAGGCCAUCAUCAAGCAGGAGAGUGUGCUGGGCCUGUACCGAGGCCUGGGGUCGCCACUCCUGGGGCUGACCUUCAUCAACGCGCUGGUGUUCGGCGUGCAGGGCAACACCCUGCGGGCGCUGGGCCGGGACUCACCGCUGAACCAGUUCCUGGCGGGCGCGGCGGCAGGGGCCAUCCAGUGCGUCAUCUGCUGCCCCAUGGAGCUGGCCAAGACGCGGCUGCAGCUGCAGGAGGCAGGCCCGGCGCGCACCUACCGCGGGCCCCUGGACUGCCUGGCACAGAUCUACCGGCAGGAGGGCCUGCGCGGCGUCAACCGGGGCAUGGCAUCCACGCUGCUGCGCGAGACGCCCAGCUUCGGCGUCUACUUCCUCACCUACGACGUACUGACGCGCGCACUGGGCUGCGAGCCGGGCGACCGCCUACUGGUGCCCAAGCUGCUGCUGGCGGGCGGCACGUCGGGCAUCGCAUCCUGGCUCUCCACGUACCCCGUGGACGUGGUCAAGUCGCGGCUGCAGGCCGACGGGCUGCAGGGCGCGCCACGCUACCGGGGCAUCGUCGACUGCGUGCAACAGAGCUACCACGCCGAGGGCUGGCGCGUCUUCACGCGGGGGCUGGCAUCCACGCUGCUGCGCGCUUUCCCGGUCAACGCCGCCACCUUCGCCACCGUCACCGUGGUGCUUAGCUACGCGCGCGGCGAGGAGGCCCGGCUCGAGGGCGACGCCGGCUCCGCCGCCCUGGCCCAGCCCUCCAGCCUGUGAUGCCCCCUGCCCCUCCUUCCCGGGGGCCGCUUUUCCAAAACGCAGCCCAGACUCUUCCAAAACUGUAAAUGGGUCCCCCGCCGACCGCCCUGCCCCAGACGCCCGAGACUCCAUGGACUAAGGGCUCCGUCAGACCUGGGUUGAAUUCCACUCCUCAGCUGGGUGGGCCUUGGCUGCAGUACUUGACCUCCUUUGGCUUUUCUCGGCUGUGAAAUGGGGAGCCUGUUCCCCGUGUUGUACUGUCAGGAAGCUCAGAGAUGCUGCCUGUGGAGCACCCAGCCUGGCACUGUUACUGGCUUCUGGAAUCUUCCAGAAACCCAGCCAACACUCCAACCCUUCCCUGGUAUCCUGGCACACCUCCAGGGGGGUUUCUGAAGACCCACCAAUGGGCUUGCCAGUGACUCAUUAAUUCUCAAAUCCUCCACCUGCAGAGCUCCAGGAACACUUCUAGACCACCUAUCCAGUCUGUGUUAGGAAUGGAGGGGCAGCUCAGGCGCCUUCUGGGGUCCCAGAACCCAACCCCCUGCCAGCACACCCCAGCUUCUCCAAGCUGCAAGGCUGGGAAUACCCCUACUCCCGCCACUCCCACUGGAGGGUAACCUGGGGACCACUAAGAAGCCAUGGAACCUUCUGGAAGUUCCACGUUAGCUCAGGAGCUGGGGUGGGGGAGCAGGCGCAGGUCAGUGGAAGGGGAGAUCACCACAGUUAAAAAGAGCCAUGGCAAGGGGGAGUCUUACCACUCUCUGAGCCUCAGGAUGCCCAUCUGUAAAAUUGGGACAUGACUCAGCUGAUGUCUGUGGCCCAGGCCCACUGCCGACGGCCGGGCUUCCCCGAGGUUUGCAGAGGGGUCAGCAGGGAGAACCCUGUGGGACCCCUGAGCCCUGGGAAAUGGUGUCUUUCCCAGGCAGUCAGUCUCAAUGCUUUGCGUUCCCGUGAGUCCCAGGCGGGGCCUGUGAGUGGGCACGGGUCUGACCAGUUUGGGCCCCUCGAGGUCAAAGGGCAUGUGCGCCCACGCAGCCAGGGCUGUCACUAGAAGCCGGCCGGUGGUGUGAGCUCCGGCAGCCUGGGCACGGCUGGCACCUCAUGGCCGGGAGACCAGACAGGGAGGCGAAUGCUUUUGCACAAGUUGGAGGUGACUGUGGCCUCCACGGUGACUGGAGGUGACUGGCCCUACUCCCGGGAGGCGGGCUGAGCUCAAGGAAGCCAGAAUGACCCUCCCCCCAGCCCCUCCCCACCCCCCCCCACCCCCACGUGGCAUCAUUGUUGUACAGAAA